Molecule: messenger RNA, 1047 nt
Organism: Durusdinium trenchii
Lineage: Eukaryota; Dinophyceae; Suessiales; Symbiodiniaceae
Source: the annotation of a GenBank genome assembly
AUGCCAGAGGAGCCCUCCACACGACUUUUUCGGGAAGCCUUCGCUCUGGGUCGCGAAAUCCGCGUGGAUGAGACUUCGCAAUACAGGCAUAUGGAGCUUGCCUGGCCGGAGUAUUUGGUUGCAAUGGGUGCAAUCAUGCGGCUACAGCAAGACUUUGAUCCUGAGUUUUUUGCGGAGAGUCUAUCAAACUUCUUCGAGACGCUCAUACCUCUGAGUGACAGCCUACUGGCGGGCAACCCAGCUACUGCAGGCCGCAAGGUUGGGAAUUCGAAGGACCAGGCGCUGCUGGUGCUCAUUGCUCAGGUCUUUCAGGAAGCUGAUGAGGAUGAGACAGGAACCAUCGACCAGACAGAAUUCCGCACGUUCUUUCAGCAGCCGAAGGUGCAAGAUCAGCUCAGGGAGCACGGCAUUUCCAUAUCCAACUUGAACAUGAUGUUCAACUCAAUGGAUGCGGAUGGUCAAGGAUUGCUGACCUUUGACGAGCUGUGUGACGGCUUCUUGAAGAUGGCGUCCAUCAUGAGGAGCAAUGAGCGUGCCAUCUCUUACAUUCGCAAGGUCUUUACCGAGUCUGAUGACGACGGAUCUGGCAGCUUAGACAAGGAUGAGUUCAACCGCAUCUUUGACGAGCCAUCCGUGAAGAAGAAGAUGGAGUCUUUUGGCAUCCAUGCCACCGACCUGUCAGACUUGUUCUCGCUGAUCGAUGAGGAUGGUAGUGGCAGCGUGACUGAGGAUGAGGUCGUUGCUGGCCUGGUCAUGCUGCGCGACCCCAAAACUGCGGGUGAACGUGGUGUGGCGCUGCUCAGCAAGAUCUUCCAUGAGGCGGAUUUGGAUGGUAGUGGAGCCUUGGACAAGUACGAGUACGUGACGGCUUUCUCGGAAGAGCAAGUGACCCAGCAGCUCAUGGCUCGAAAUCUCAAGGUCCCGGACUGGGAAGGCCUCUUUGAAGUCCUGGAUGCCGAUGGAAGUGGAACCCUCCAGUGGGAUGAGCUUCGUGAAGGACUUGUGUCUUUCUGGGCCCGACAUCAGAUGGAUACCAUCAACAAGUGA